This is a messenger RNA of Aspergillus fischeri NRRL 181, 1377 nucleotides long. RefSeq names its product VHS and GAT domain-containing protein. Gene Ontology annotation, biological process: protein transport to vacuole involved in ubiquitin-dependent protein catabolic process via the multivesicular body sorting pathway. The coding region runs from base 1 to 1377 and encodes 458 amino acids. Lineage: Eukaryota; Fungi; Ascomycota; Eurotiomycetes; Eurotiales; Aspergillaceae. Gene Ontology annotation, molecular function: ubiquitin binding; phosphatidylinositol binding. The record is from RefSeq and is a predicted model, not a curated record. The transcript is spliced from 2 exons.
AUGAAGCGCAUAUUUGGUUCUCUCAGCAAGCGCUCGAGUGAGUCCCCAUCCGCCCCUUUUAUGGACCCUUGUUCACCCCCGGGACGCUCAUUAGAAAUAGGCCCAUCGCUCAACAGCCCUUCGGAGUACCCGGAUGACUCGCCCGAGGGAACGAUUCUGAAAGCAGUGCAAGGAAACGAAUUCGUUCACCUGCCCGCCAUAGUCGAAAGCGCAGAGUCCAGCCCCAAUGCCGCCAGAGAGGCUGCUCAGCGGCUUCGCAAAUACCUGUCCGAUCCAGCCUCAACUCCAGCCCAGAUCCAAUACAAUGCGAUUAUGCUAAUGCGCAUACUCAUCGACAAUCCGGGCCACACGUUUACACGCAACAUCGAUGCCAAGUUCGUCGCUACGAUAAAGGAUCUCCUGCGUGAUGGGUGGGACCUCAACGUGCAACACUUCCUGCGGGAAACGCUGGGUGCCAUCGAGUCGCAGCGACAGUGGGACGAGGAUCUAGCGCCGCUGAUGCAGAUGUGGAAGAAGGAGAAGAGUAAGCUGAGCAGACAGAACAGUGGGGUACGCUUGUCAGGUCAUGGUGAAGUAGCGAAAUGCAUUGCUAACGGUUCGCGGUUUGGGCAGAGCACCUGGAGAUCCUCACGGUCGCAGCACCAGCAACAGCAGCAGCAGCAGGCAUACCCAUACAUGCAGAUCUCUGCCCGGCCUGCCUCGACACUACCACCACCAGAUGAACUCGCUGCUCGCGUGACGGAAGCCAAAACGUCGGCCAAGUUACUCCUGCAGUUUGUUCAGUCGACGCCGCCCACAGAGUUCAACGGAAACGAGCUCAUCAAGGAAUUCUGUACUCGUUGCCAGACGGCAUCCCGCGCCAUACAGAACUAUAUACACUCGACGAAUCCCGCACCCGACGAGAACACGCUUCAGACCUUAAUCGAGACGAACGAUGAGCUGUCGGUCGCGUUGUCCAAGUACCAGCAUGCGUUCCUCAGCGCCCGCAAAGCAACUGGCAACUCGGGGAGCCAGUCACCAGUUCCAUCGAACGGAGCCACUGAGACUGAGACCAAUCGCCCACUCCCUGCGCUCCCAGUGCCACAGCGAGAAGAGCAAAGCGCCUCGCCCUCGGUCUUCUCACCACCGCAGCAGCAGCAGCAGCAGAGCACUGCAACAGUGGCUCCUUUGUCAACGGCGCCUCCGACGGCAGCUCCGGUGGGUAAUAAUGCGGCUCGGUACGAGUACCGGUCGGAGGAUUUCCAGGUACAGAAUCCGUUUGCGGAUGACUACAGCACAACCAACAACAACAACAACAACAACAACAACAGUCUGGGUGCCACAGAGAACCAACACCAGGCAGGAUCAUACCAACGUCCUACGCAGCGCACUCUUUGA